Molecule: messenger RNA, 1860 nt
Organism: Suillus discolor
Lineage: Eukaryota; Fungi; Basidiomycota; Agaricomycetes; Boletales; Suillaceae
Exons: 5
Coding region: 1-1860 (619 amino acids)
Source: RefSeq, a predicted model, not a curated record
AUGGCCAUUGGAGCUAGGAUGAUCAGAAAUUGCGCCUUCUUGGCUAGCUCCACGAGAGGGCCACAUCGUGUUGUUGCGAAGCACUUUGAGAAGAUGUACAAACUCCUCAACUGCAUCGUCUUGGGCGAUGAUCCCAGCCAUAUAUUUGAGAUCAAGAUUGAACCAACAGAGAGUGUCAGCGCCCUCAGACAGGCUAUCAAGGACGCGAAGAAGCCACAUUUUGACCAUGUUGCUGCUGACGAUCUUGAGCUAUGGAGGGUCGACCUGCCUGCCGACGAGGCGCCCAAAAACCAUACACUUGAUCCAAAGCAAAGCCUGUCAGCUGUGGCUAAAUUGUCCAAAUUUUUCUCUGAACAACCCAACGAAGAACACCUGCAUAUCGUUGUCCAACCGCAGCAUACCGUUCCUGUAGUGCCACGCAUUCCACUUGUUGAUACACGGUUGGCUUAUCUCAAGAAGGCCUCAGGUGCUCCGUCAGCUGGUGCAAAACCGGCCUCAUUCGCUGCAACACAGGAUAAGGAAGAGUACCUUUGCAAUCGUCCUCGCAGGGUCGCGGACUCUCUUCCAGUUACUCUUCUCGACCCUAUCUUUGGCGAAUUUGUGGAUGAUUGUCAAAAUUAUCAACCAACUGACCACGAUAACGAAUUUGUUUGGAAACUUUCGGAAAAUAUGUCCUCCUUCCAUCCCGAUGAGCUCACGCGGAUGAAUGUAUUCAGGCAACUGCUCCGCGGCUACGGUAUCAUACUCCAUUCUUCUGCGAUUGGCUCGACAAAAUAUACGACUGACGGACAUCUUUUGUCCGCCGACGGAAAUUUUGUGCAGGUGAUAUUGGAGGGGAAAAAUGAGAUCGGAGGCCGCGGUGCCGAACCAUUCGCGGAGUCAAUAUUGUACUACCACAAGAUUCUAAAAGAGUCGAACGCUGGAGUAGAGAAGUUUCGGUCUGUACUCCCAUGCAUCCAUAUCAUUGUCUUUGGGGCAUGCAUUGGCUUUGCUGGCUCUGUUUUCAUCGAAAAAGUCCAAUGUGAUGUCCUGGCCCCUAUCAUUCCUCUGUUUUGGCAUUCAACGGACCUCCGUAUGCAAGAGAUGGCAGCUCGAACUUUCGGAGCUCUCAAAAUUGCCAUCGAGAAACUCGAAAAGCUGUACUCGAGUCCAAUUAUCCAUCUCGAAGCUGAAGAUUCUCUAAGACAUCCCUAUCCUCAGACAUAUACCUCUUCAAGCGGUCACAUUCAGGAAUUCUCGUAUGACAAGACUCAGAUGCUCAGGGAUCGACGUAUCUUCUUCGGGAAAACCAUCAAUGACGCAGCUGAGAGCAAGAUAUGUAUCAAGUUCGUCAGACACUAUUCCCCUGAGGCCCACAGAUUCUGUGCCAACCAGGGGCACGCUCCGGAUCUUAUCGCCUACGAAACUUUAGCCGGCGGCUGGAAAAUGGUGAUUAUGGAUGCGCUUGAUAUUGAUGAGGGUCUCCUCGCGCAACGGCCUGGCUCAUAUCGACCGCUGAGCGCGAUGGCUGUUUCGGAACGCCUGCCACUGAAGGAGGCCAUCACGUGUCUUAUCGAGGAGCUACACAAAUACAACGGCGGCUACGUUCAUGGCGACCUUCGGGAUACCAAUUUCGUUGUGGGAGACGACAAUCAAUUCAUGCUGUUCGAUUUCGAUUGGGCUGGACCGAUCGAGAAGGCCCGUUAUCCUAUGCAUGUUAAUCGGACGGAUAUUCGACGUCCUGAAGGCGUGUGUGAUGGGAAGAAGAUUGUGGCGAAGCAUGACUUGGAAAUGCUGAAGUAUCUGUUUCCUGAGCAAGAUGGUCGGGAGCCGGUUAGGAAGCGCCCUCGUCUUUCUACUGGUGAAGGGUCGUCAAUUUGA